AUUCAUCAGGCCGGCUAGCCUAUCAAUGACAUUGCGCCCAUCGGGGCUCCUAUAAAAUGAUGCUUUUUCCCAUGAAACAUCCGCAAACAUUUUGACGGGUUUGGCUUUGCCCGGCUGGAUUACUGAGUGUCCCCUUGCUCGCUCGCUCGCUUUCUCUUUCUCUCUCCCUCUGCUCUGCGCUCGCCCCCUUCUUUGGCUCUUUUCUCCUUCCUCUUUUCUUUCCUCUUCUUUCUGUUUCUUUUUUCUUUGCUCCUUUAUCCUUUUGCCCUCUUGCUCUACGCUCUGCGUUUCCCUCUCCUUUUCCCCUUCCUCCCUGGGCAUCUCUAGCACAGGGGAUCCCCAAACAUCAGGACUUUUGGGGGGCGCCUGUGCUGUCCAUGGGAAGAGCAUGCAUUGUGGGUUACUGGAGGAACCCGACAUGGAUUCCACAGAGAGCUGGAUUGAAAGAUGUCUCAACGAAAGUGAAAACAAACGUUAUUCCAGCCACACAUCUCUGGGGAAUGUUUCUAAUGAUGAAAAUGAGGAAAAAGAAAAUAAUAGAGCAUCCAAGCCCCACUCCACUCCUGCUACUCUUCAGUGGCUGGAGGAGAACUAUGAGAUCGCGGAAGGGGUCUGCAUUCCUCGAAGUGCCCUCUACAUGCAUUACCUGGACUUCUGCGAGAAGAACGACACCCAGCCCGUCAAUGCUGCCAGCUUCGGGAAGAUCAUUCGGCAGCAGUUUCCUCAGUUAACGACCAGAAGACUCGGGACCCGAGGACAGUCAAAGUACCAUUACUACGGCAUUGCAGUGAAGGAAAGCUCCCAAUAUUAUGAUGUGAUGUACUCCAAGAAAGGAGCUGCCUGGGUGAGCGAAACAGGGAAGAAAGAAGUAAGCAAACAGACAGUGGCGUAUUCACCCCGGUCCAAACUUGGAACGUUGCUGCCAGAGUUCCCAAACGUCAAAGAUCUGAGUUUGCCUGCCAGUCUGCCCGAGGAGAAGGUUUCUACCUUUAUUAUGAUGUACAGGACACACUGUCAGAGAAUACUGGACACAGUAAUCAGAGCCAACUUUGAUGAGGUUCAGAGUUUCCUUCUGCACUUUUGGCAAGGGAUGCCACCCCACAUGCUGCCCGUGCUGGGCUCCUCCACGGUGGUGAACAUUGUCGGCGUGUGUGACUCCAUCCUCUACAAAGCGAUCUCCGGGGUGCUGAUGCCCACAGUGCUGCAGGCGUUACCUGACAGCUUAACUCAGGUGAUCCGAAAGUUUGCCAAGCAGUUGGAUGAGUGGCUGAAAGUGGCUCUCCAUGACCUCCCAGAAAAUCUGCGAAACAUCAAGUUUGAACUGUCGAGAAGGUUCUCCCAGAUUCUGAGACGGCAAACAUCACUAAAUCAUCUUUGCCAGGCAUCGCGGACGGUGAUCCACAGUGCAGACAUCACGUUCCAAAUGCUGGAGGACUGGAGGAACGUAGACUUGAACAGCAUCACCAAGCAAACCCUGUACACCAUGGAAGACUCUCGCGAUGAACACCGGAAACUCAUCAUCCAGUUGUAUCAAGAGUUUGACCAUCUGUUGGAAGAGCAGUCUCCCAUUGACUCCUACAUUGAGUGGCUGGAUACCAUGGUGGACCGAUGUGUUGUGAAGGUUGCUGCCAAGAGACAAGGGUCUCUGAAGAAAGUGGCCCAGCAGUUCCUCUUGAUGUGGUCCUGUUUUGGCACAAGGGUGAUCCGGGACAUGACCUUACAUAGUGCUCCCAGCUUUGGGUCUUUUCACCUGAUCCAUUUGAUGUUUGAUGACUAUGUCCUCUACCUAUUGGAAUCCCUGCACUGUCAGGAGAGGGCCAACGAGCUCAUGCGAGCCAUGAAGGGAGAGGGAAGCACAGCAGAAGUUCGAGAAGAGAUCGUCUUGACAGAGGCGGCCCCACCUACCCCUUCACCAGUGCCAUCGUUUUCUCCAGCAAAAUCAGCCACCUCUGUGGAAGUGCCAGCUCCCUCGUCCCCUGUCAGCAACCCAUCCCCCGAGUACACCGGCCUCAGCACCACAGGAGCGAUGCAGUCAUAUACGUGGUCCCUCACAUACACAGUGACGACAGCUGCUGGCUCCCCAGCUGAAAACUCCCAACAGCUGCCCUGUAUGAGGAGUACGCACGUCCCUUCUUCGUCUGUCACACACAGGAUACCAGUGUACCCCCACAGAGAUGAGCACGGGUACACAGGAAGCUACAACUAUGGAAGCUAUGGUAACCAACAUCCUCAUCCCAUGCAGAGCCAGUACCCGGCCCUGCCUCAUGACACAGCCAUCUCUGGACCACUCCACUACUCCCCCUACCACAGGAGCUCUGCACAGUACCCUUUUACUAGCCCUACUUCCCGGAUGGAGCCUUGUUUGAUGAGCAGUACUCCCAGACUGCAUCCUACCCCAGUCACUCCCCGCUGGCCAGAGGUGCCCACGGCCAACACGUGCUACACAAGCCCGUCUGUGCACUCCACGAGGUACGGAAACUCCGGUGACGUGUACACACCCCUGACCACGCGCAGGAAUUCUGAGUACGAGCACAUGCAACACUUUCCCGGCUUUGCUUACAUCAAUGGAGAGGCCUCCACAGGAUGGGCUAAGUGACUGCUUAUCAUAGGAACCCAUAUUUAAUAAUA
Chrysochloris asiatica (Cape golden mole) is the source of this 2628-nucleotide messenger RNA. RefSeq names its product regulatory factor X, 4 (influences HLA class II expression) (gene RFX4). NCBI's taxonomy places the organism in Eukaryota, Metazoa, Chordata, Mammalia, Afrosoricida, Chrysochloridae. The record is from RefSeq and is a predicted model, not a curated record. Gene Ontology annotation, biological process: regulation of transcription by RNA polymerase II. Gene Ontology annotation, molecular function: RNA polymerase II cis-regulatory region sequence-specific DNA binding; DNA-binding transcription factor activity, RNA polymerase II-specific. Bases 389 to 2596 code for a protein of 735 amino acids. The transcript is spliced from 18 exons.